Hibiscus syriacus is the source of this 1009-nucleotide messenger RNA. RefSeq lists its product as uncharacterized. The record is from RefSeq and is a predicted model, not a curated record. Gene Ontology annotation, biological process: RNA metabolic process. Gene Ontology annotation, cellular component: cytoplasm; nucleus. The transcript has 5 exons. NCBI's taxonomy places the organism in Eukaryota, Viridiplantae, Streptophyta, Magnoliopsida, Malvales, Malvaceae. The coding region runs from base 125 to 691 and encodes 188 amino acids. Gene Ontology annotation, molecular function: RNA binding; single-stranded DNA binding; sequence-specific DNA binding.
AAACCCUAACCCCUCAAUUCUUCACUUUGUUCCCUUCAUUUCCUAUUUACGUUCGCUUCUUUCGCCCGUUUCCAAAAGCAUUCCCUCUCGUUCACCUCUCUGCGUUACUCUCUUUUCCACUACCAUGGCCAGCGGGGAUUCCGACUCGCCGCUAACCUCUCCUUCUCUGGAGAAGCAGUUCGAGAAGUUCCGAGUCCAGCUAGAAGAUUCUGAUAGCUUACGUGAACACAUACGCGCCAUCGUUAUGGAAAUUGAGUCGGCCACUCGACUCAUGCAACCUAGCCUCGUCCUCGUUCACCAAUCUAAACCAAUUCCCCAGGUUUUAGAGAAGGCAAAUGCUCAGAUUAAUGUUCUAAAGGAUCUUUACAACAAACUUGCUGAAGUUGUUAGGGAAUGCCCUGGACAAUAUUGCAGAUAUCAUGGGGACUGGAGGAGUGAAACUCAAAUGGUAGUUUCUUUGCUUGCCUUUAUGCAUUGGUUGGAAACUGGAAAUCUGCUUAUGCAUACUGAAGCCGAGGAAACACUGGGAUUGAAUGAUUUGGAUUUUGCUUUAGAUCUGGAGGAUUAUCUUGUUGGUAUUUGUUUCAUGUCAAAUGAAAUGCUAAGAACCAUAUCAGCAACUUGCUCUGUCUCAGGCUUUCUGAACUGGCAAAUGCUCUCUUGCUGCUCUAUUCUUCUUAUGACCUUUUAGUCAGGUGUUUGCUGUUCGGUGAAACUGCAAAUUACAGAUAACUUGUUACAAUGUAUGUGAUAAUUCCUAAUGAAACAUUAUGGAAAUUGAAUAACUAGUGGAAUGCGCAUCUCUGAUGAUGUUGUUGAUGAUUUGUUAACCUACAAUUAAAGUAACUGGGAAAAUGUGGGAAAAAGCCAUAACACGACAUCAAUUGUAUUUCACUUUUCCAGCCAAGAUAUGUGGUGAACCAAGUUACUGCUGGUGACUAUGAUUGCCAAGAAAGGUGUUGAGGUUCUUGACAGAUCUCCAUGCAGCCUUCCGGAUGCUUAAUCUCCG